Orbicella faveolata is the source of this 1412-nucleotide messenger RNA. RefSeq lists its product as uncharacterized. NCBI's taxonomy places the organism in Eukaryota, Metazoa, Cnidaria, Anthozoa, Scleractinia, Merulinidae. The record is from RefSeq and is a predicted model, not a curated record.
AUUACUCAGUUAUAAGGAGUAACAUAAUUACUACAAAACACAUGCCAUACAUGUAUACCCUUAGCAAUUACUUAAAAUAGUUUUCCAAUUAUAUCUAUCCGUACUAAAGUUCCUGUAUCAUAUUCAUAUGUUCUUCCAAGUUGUGAACUACAGCAGAUGUUGUCCCGAAAGCUUGCUGAGGCCCUUGGAUGGACAUCACAAAAGAUUAAUGACAUUGACUGUGUGAAGUUUAUUUGGUGGCAUUUCUAUCAGAUGUACAGGAUACUGCGGAAAGAUACAGCUCAACUAAAGCGAGGGCAUCCAAUCAGUUCAACAAAUGUUGAAGACUAUGAAUUUGGAUUACACGACUCUGAAAUUGCCAGAUAUGUUUACCAUGCCAAUAUGUUCCAUGCUUUGAUGGUUUUCCGUUAUGGCUGCAAAGAAUUAACACCUUAUAUGAUGAAAUUUGUGGAUGUUGUCCCAAAACAUCUCCACAGCACCCCAUUCAAGUCACUCAUGCGUGUAGCAACUGAGGGUGGAGAAUGGACCCAUUACAUGCAUAUUUGUUUUAUUAUCAGCAUUCAACACGAGAUGGUGGCCUUCACAAGCCUGACACAAUCCUUAUGCUGUUGUCUUGGUCAUACCCUGAACAGAUUAGGACUGACUUUGAGCAUUAUGCGCAACGACAUGUUGCAGCAUAUACAAUUCAGAAGGGGUGGAAGACUCAUGUCCAUCCUAGACCAAAUCCUCCAGUUGCUGUGUCUGGUGUAAGUGUAGUUAGGCAAUUGUUGCCACCAAAGAGGAUGGACUUUGUUUUAGUUGGAAGAAUGCCUGGAUCAACACAGAAGAAAUUUACAGAGAAAGUGGAACAAAAUGGUGGAAGAGUUAUUUCAAUGUCAAAAGAGAACCUACCUCAUGAAAGAUGUUAUCUAGUGUGUUCAGAAGAUGAGGUCAAAAGAGAUUGCUCAAAGCUUAACAGUGAUUUGGUGAUGGCCUACCAAAGGGGAUGGACAGUUGUGAAACCAAGCUUCAUCAGAUUGAGUGGGCAGUAAAAGAAAGAAUUCCACCCAACGUAGAAGAGCAUGCAGUAAACUUGACCCCUCUUGCAGCUUUGUCGACAGGUGCAUGUGGUGUAAUGCAGCAGUAUGUAGAACGGUUACGAUUUAGUAAAGAGAUUUCUGGUUUUGCUUCCCUGAAGAGAACAAUAAGAGAAGUGGAAAAGGGCCCAGUGAAUGAAAGUGGUAACAAAUCUCAGAUGAGAGUUCACAAGAAGAAAAAAGACGCAAUGGUUUCCCCCAAAAAGCCACCAAAUGGUUGGACAGCAUUUCUCAAUGAGAAAUUGAAAGAGAGAGUGCAAAACAAUCAGAGUCCUGGACGAACAGAAAGGAUGACGUUCCUCUAAUCAAUUCAAAGCAUGGUAGAGGACUGGCGAC